AUGGGACUACCUGCUUUGGAAUUUAGUGACUGCUGCUUGGACAGCCCCCAGUUCCGAGAGAGGCUGAAAUCUCAUGAAGCUGAGCUGGACAAGACCAACAAAUUCAUCAAGGAGCUGAUCAAAGAUGGGAAGUCGCUCGUUGCAGCACUCAAGAAUUUGUCUUCAGCAAAGCGGAAGUUUGCAGAUUCCCUAAAUGAGUUUAAAUUCCGAUGUAUAGGAGAUGCAGAAACAGAUGAUGAAAUAUGCAUAGCAAAAUCCCUGCAAGAAUUCGCCACUGUUCUCCGGAAUCUCGAAGAUGAGCGAAUGCGCAUGAUUGAGAAUGCUGGUGAGGUCCUGAUCACUCCACUGGAGAAAUUCCGCAAGGAGCAAAUUGGUGCUGCUAAGGAUGCCAAGAAGAAGUACGACAAGGAGACGGAGAAGUAUUGCGGUGUCUUGGAAAAGCACUUAAACUUGUCUUCUAAGAAGAAAGAAUCACAACUUCAAGAGGCAGACAGCCAGGUGGACCUGGUUCGACAGCAUUUUUAUGAAGUCUCCCUUGAGUAUGUCUUCAAGGUGCAAGAAGUCCAGGAGAGGAAGAUGUUUGAAUUUGUGGAACCUCUGCUGGCGUUCCUGCAAGGGCUCUUCACAUUCUACCAUCAUGGCUAUGAACUCGCAAAGGACUUCAGCGACUUCAAGACAGAGCUGACAAUCAGUAUACAGAAUACUAGAAAUCGUUUUGAAGGAACCCGGUCGGAGGUUGAGUCCUUGAUGAGGAAGAUGAAGGAGAAUCCCGAGGAGCACAGGAACAUCAGCCCUUUCACAAUGGAGGGCUAUCUCUAUGUCCAGGAGAAACGUCACUUUGGAACCUCCUGGGUGAAGCAUUACUGCACGUAUCAGAGGGAAUCUAAACGAAUCACUAUGGUACCAUUUGACCAGAAAUCUGGAGGAAAAGGGGGAGAAGAUGAAGCAGUUACACUCAAAUCCUGCAUACGCCGAAAAACUGACUCAAUAGAGAAGAGGUUUUGUUUCGAUGUGGAAGCAGUGGAUCGGCCUGGUGUGAUCACCAUGCAAGCACUUUCUGAAGAGGACCGAAAGCUUUGGAUGGAGGCUAUGGAUGGCCGGGAACCGGUCUACAACUCGAACAAAGACAAUCAAAGUGAAGGCACUGCCCAGUUGGAUAAUAUUGGAUUUAGCAUUAUCAGGAAAUGCAUAAAUGCUGUCGAAACAAGAGGGAUCAAUGAGCAAGGGCUCUACCGAAUUGUUGGAGUAAACUCCAGAGUUCAAAAGCUAUUGAGUAUCUUAAUGGAUCCCAAAACAGCCUCUGAAACAGAAACAGACAUCUGUGCUGAGUGGGAGAUAAAGACUAUCACCAGUGCACUGAAAACUUACUUGAGAAUGCUCCCUGGACCGCUCAUGAUGUACCAGUUUCAAAGAAGCUUCAUCAAAGCAGCAAAGCUGGAGAAUCAGGAAUCCAGAAUCUCAGAGAUCCACAACCUUGUUCAUCGGCUCCCAGAAAAAAACAGACAGAUGCUGCAGAUGCUCAUGAACCACUUGGCAAAUGUUGCUAAUAAUCACAAACAGAAUCUAAUGACUGUUGCUAAUCUGGGUGUGGUAUUUGGACCAACGCUGCUUCGACCACAAGAAGAAACUGUUGCAGCGAUUAUGGACAUCAAGUUUCAGAAUAUUGUGGUUGAGAUUUUAAUAGAAAACCAUGAAAAGAUUUUUAACACUGUACCGGAGACGCUACCACCAAACUCGCAGCUGCUGCUACUAUCUCAUAAGAAGAAUACUGAUUCAAAGCCUCCUUCCUGCAGUGAAAGACCAUUAACACUCUUCCACACGGCACAGGCCAAUGAAAACCAGGAGACAAGAAACAGUAUAAUCAACUCCAGCCUGGAAUCUGUCAUCUCUUCAAAUGUCAACAGCUUCCUCCACUCCAACAGCACUCUCCGACCCAGCCUGAACUCAAGUGACCCUGACCUAGAAGUAAUUAAACCUAGUCGGCCAAACUCGCUCCCUCAGAAUCCAAGCCCAACAUCACCCCUUUCACCGUCCUGGCCCAUGUUCUCUGCGCCAUCAAGUCCUAUGCCCACCUCCUCUACGUCCAGCGACUCAUCCCCCAUAAGCUCACCAUUCCGGAAAGCCAGAGCCUUGUAUGCUUGCAAAGCAGAACAUGACUCAGAGCUCUCCUUCACAGCAGGCAUCAUAUUCGAUAAUGUUCAUCCAUCUCAGGAGCCUGGCUGGUUGGAAGGAACCCUGAACGGGAAGACAGGACUAAUCCCUGAAAACUACGUGGAGUUCCUAUAACUUUGGGCACAGAAGCAACACUGCUAAGCUUUACAUGGUAUCCAUGAAAACUGCUGAUUAGAGUGUUGUAGAUCAUUUGCUCUUUACUACUGUGAAAUGCAGGGUGAAGGACUUUCCAAUUCCUAUAGAAAUUAAUGUUUAUACAAAUGAUAAUGUAUAUGUCUCCUUCGUGAUCUAUUGUGGUAUGUGCAAAUAUACUGCAGAAGGGGCGGUCAGAGGCUCCGUGGAGGUCAUUCAACUUCUAGUAAACGUGUGUGAUUCCUACAGCCACUGCACCACGUUCUCAACUUUGUUCCUUUUGUUGAGCCAUUGUAUCAGCGAAGUGCAGGAGCUUAAUCCUAAUUUCAGGGCCCUAUUCUGCAAACCCUUGAUUUGAACUGGUAGACCCACUGACAUCAGCCUUGACUUCAGUGGAACUGCUUAUGUGAGUACUGUUAGCACAAAUCCAGGGUAUGUAGAUUGGACCUUAAGUCACCAUUUCACAUAGUGGGGAGGAGAUUAUGUUGGAGAGAGGAGGCUGUUGCCAUUUCUUGCUCACAAAUUCUCCCCUCCUUGUUGAAUCAGCGAAAAUCAAUCUUUUAUUGGCUAACAGCAAAGCAAUCUCUCUCUCAUAUAGCUGUGAGGAGGGGAGAGGUUAAGGUACUGUUUACAUACGUCAAACCACUAAACAUUUCUGCAGCAGCAGUUUACACAGCCCUGAGCCAUCUUUGACGGGAUUCAGUCCAGUCUCAACAAACGCAACACACCAUACCCUGGUGCUGAUGAUAGCCCUACUUAAUUAGGAUUAUAUUUUUUUUUAAAUGCCACUGUUUUCUGAUGGUGAAAGCAAAAACAAAAGAAGUUGAAUGAUCUCUGUGGGGUGAGUGCAAGAUCAGCUGUGAAUUUUCAGUGCUCUGAGCAUCAGCACAAUGGAAGAGAGAAUAUUUUGGACCAAACCUUUCAUAACUUUUUUUUUUAGAUUUAGAUUUAUGCUGAGUAAACAUCUGUGAUCUGUGCAGCUGGCAUUUCCUUCUUGGAAGGCAAGAUGCAGCUCAUGAUAAAUACCACUUGUUUUGUGUGACUUGCUGAUUCGUAUCAUCACUUACCAAUGCACAUUGUAGAGAGAGGAAUGCAUGCUUGCUGAAUGCCCGGGCCACUCUUACGUCAAUUUUCGUUACAUUUGCCACUCAUUGCAGUUGCUUUUAUAGAUGGCGUCUUUGCUUGCAGCCUAGCAUAUAGUCCAGUGAUGCCAAGUCCGUGCAGUACUGAUUAUACAAAGUAAAUCUUUUUUAGCUAUAUAAGCAUUUAUUGUUCAUGUAGCCAAUUGAAAUUCUAAGGAAAACAAACAAUUAGUCCUUCCAGUGUUUUUUAUUUCCUCCCUCUGUGCUGCCCUUAGAAAGUCUUGAAGCCUCCUCUGUUGAGUACCCAGUUUGGGACAGAGUCACUCCAGUAUUGUGGUGUUCUCAAGAAAGUUUUUUGCAUAGUCCUUAGCACAGCUCAGAUUAUAUUUGAAAAGAAAAGAAAAGUCAAACUUUCUUGAUAUUUUGGCAAGUGCUACAACAUUUUAUAAUAGAAAAUCAUAAGAAAAGCUGGCGUCUUGGCAGGAAGAAUUAUUUUUCUAUUAUCAUGCAGAGAUGGGAUUUAGGGAAUGGAUUUAUUUUCAGUUUUAAUUAUUUUUUAAGAACAUGAGUGCUUGAAUUGCUGUAUGUUUUACUUUUUAUUAUUGGAAAAAAUCAUAUGUAAAUAGAAUAAUUCAAAAUAUUAUGAGGGAAAAUUCAGUUUGAUAUUUGUAGCGGAGCUGUAAUGAGCUAGAUGUUCCAUGGAUAUUUGAAACCAGUUUACAGGGAAGAACACACAGGCACACAACCUAACCUUUAAACAUGUUGACCUUUUCUUUCAUUUUGUCACGUACUAUGCCAGCCAUCUGGAUUGAGUUUUUGCUCGCUUUUUAAUUUCAUUUACAUUAAUUAAACUUCCUAGACUUUGGGGUUGGAAGGAGACAAUCUAAUAUAUAUAUUAUACAUAAAAGAUACAAUACAUAAUAUAUAUAUUUAUUAUGCCAUCACGCGCAUAUGUGUGUGGGAGAGAUCUAAUGCACACACAUGCCUUUGUGGGUUUUCUCAGAAAACUGGAACCAAGCUAAGGGCUUUCUUUACUUACGUCUAUAUGUUACAGAGACGAGAGAAAGUAAAUCUUAGCUUUGUGGCCGUUUGCUUGUCUUUCCUUCAUCAAAAAAAUAAUUAAAAAGUUAGAAAUUGUUGAAGAAAGAUAAUGGAAUGUUAAGGAUGAAAAACAAGUGAUUGGCAGACCUGUGCAGAGGGGGAAUGGACAGAUUUCCAGCAUAUCCAAAUUAAAAAAAAAUAAAAAAUAGCUAAGUACAGAAGUUUCUUAGCUAAAGCUCGCUCUAACUAUUCACUGAUUGACUUUUAGAAGCCACUGGUACCUCACUGUUCUGGGUUACUUUAAUGUUAUACUUGUGAGCUGCACAGUGUGACUGUCUGUGAACAGAUUGGUAGAUAAGAUCAUACCCUCUUUGGACAGGACUGGUUAGAUUGUCAGGAAAAGUAACUGACUAUAACUAACUCUGUCCUAUAGUAUUUUCUGGUUUGAAAAUUAAUCAAAUUAAGAGGAUAAAAUGGGGGGGGGCGGGGUUAGGAUUCAUAAUGCGAUAGAGGAGGGGUUGUUUCACCAAUAUGUUGUGGAUUUAAAUCCACCCUCACAUGUUAGCAGCUAAAAAAAUUUACCAGCUGAUUUCUGUUUGAUCUCCUGUAUGAAAUUACUUGGUUGGUCUUCAUCCGUAUCCCAGGGGACAGGUGUCUGCAUUGCAAUAUUCAUCACUACAAUGAACCCACAUUGGCCUUUGUGUUGACACCAACAUAGAAAAACCAAAGAUUUUGAAUGGGCAAAGGAGAGUGAAAUAACUUUUCAGCUCAGAGGUGAAGGACACCUCCCACUGCAAGCAGGAUGGUAUAAUGUACACUACUAUUAUGCUGCUAUGCUGAACCUGUUCUUUGGGUAGACAGAAGGUUUCAUCUUCCAUGACUGUCAGUCAGGCAAGUUUGUUCAGUUUUGUCCCCUCAAUGCAGAUGAUGUCUGGGUUCUAUGGCCCCUCCCUCACCUGAAGAGAUUGGGCUUCUGUUUCUUUGGUCUCUGUCCAACGCUCCCAGUCAUUAGGUAGGCUGACAUAUUUCACCAACAUUAAAUUCAGCUGAAAAAAUGUGGAAGAUUUAAAACACAAAAAGAAACCCAUUUGCUUCUCAAGAUAACCUGUCUGAAAGUAAUUUGUUUCCACAAUGAGUUACUUUAAAAAAAAAAAAAGCUGGUUCUGUACUUAGCUCUUGUAAUCAGUUCUUUUUAAUGACCCUGCUCAGAGGCCUCAUCGAAGCAAAUGGGAGUCAUGCAGUUUGAACCUUUGGCAACUGUUUUAAAAAAUAUACUCCUCCUUGCUCAAAUGGAUUCAACGGCCACCAAACAGACCCAUUGGCUUUUUACUGCUUGAUACGGGUUGUAUCAAAGUGAUCAUUGAUUUCUGUGGUAUUUAGAUUAUACAGGUGAAGGGGUUUGCCUUUGUUUUAGCUUUUCAAGGAAAACUGCAUUGCAAUAUAAAACAUAAUGUAAUUGAUAUAGGUAACAUUUUCAAAACCUUUUAAGUAACAUACUAGCCUAAAGCUAUGUCUACACUUGCCAAUUUUAGCACAAAAAGUCCGGGUUUUGCGCAAAAACCACGGCAGCGUGAUCACUGGAAAUCCACAUUUUGCACUGGAAUGGCUGAGUUUCAGCGCAAAAAUAAAACCACUCCAACAAGAGUCUUUUUGCUUUUUGAGCCGAUGCUUUUGCACUGAUGUGCCAGUGAAGACUCUUGAUUGUUUUUACUGGUCUAAUUGCCCUCCGGAGCUGUCCCACAAUGCAGAGUGGGAGCGCCCACUCUUUGAAACGGAGCAGUCCUGCCUGCAGGUAUACACCUUUAGCUCCGUUCUGUCAGCCUGUCACUACCUGAGACACAAAACAAAUCAUUACUAUGGAAUGUUCCAGCUGCCUCCCACAAUGCGAACAGAGGCAGGCAGACAAAAUGUGCUGUGCAGAGUCAGGGAGGGAGGCAAGGGCUGAGGUCGGGGCCUCCCCCUGCCUCAGGAUUGGUUGCUUCUGGCGGCUAUCUCACACACACACAUUCACCCACCACAAUAAUGAUUUGCUUUGUGUCCCAGGGCAGUGCAUAGCGGGAUAGCUACCACAGUGCGCUCUUCUCAUCUGCCAUGCAAGUGCUGCAUAUGUAAACCCACACUGACGCUUGUGAAAAACAAUGUGAACACAAACCGGCGCUUUUCUUUUAGUGCUUUUCUAUCACCGACACAACUGUCAGCGAAAAAACUCUGCAAGUGUAGACAUAGCCUCAGUUCUAUUUUCACUUGGGCACCUAGUGCCUUUCAGUUAGACGAUGGCCAGGUCCACACCAGAGUGUUUUGCCUGCAUAUUGAUGUCCGUUAGAGGUGUAAAUUUUGCAACAUAGCUAUGCCGGCAAAUGCCUCAAUGUUGAUGCAGUCAUACCAGUAUAAAAUCGCUUUUGCUGGUAUAGCUUAUUUCACUUGCAGAACUGGUAUAAACUAUACCAAUAAAAACACUGAUAAGCUGCAUGUGUAUUGGGAGUGUUUUGUCAGUGUAGCUUUACCAGCAAACCUCUUUAGUGUAAACUAGGCCUUAGGCCCCUAAGUGCCCAAGUUACUUUUGAAAAUGGGUCCCAGGCUCCUAAUAAUGUUACCCUAUCCCUCACUGCAAACAAAAGUACAUUGCUGAUGUUUUUACAAAAUGUCUUAAUGUUAAUUACCGCAUCAAGUUAGAAGUUGCCUUUGUUAAAUGUAAAGAUCAAAACAAAAUUAUGAAAAUGUUGUGAAUUUCUCCCCCUUUUGGGACAACUGGAUUGUUUUUGUCAAAUUUCAAAUUUUUAAAUUAAAAAAGGGAAAAGGGGGAAUGAUAGUUAAUCCUCACUACUUGUCAUUUAUGACAAAGACAUUAAAGGUGUUAUUCAAAAGCAUCAGAAAGCAGCGACUUUCAAAGUUGCUGCUAUAUAUAUUCUAUCCUUUAUUAAUUUUUAAAUGUGUGUUAACAUUUUGGCAAAAAAUACAUAUUACCAUAAUAUCUGUUGAAACAAGACAUCAGUAACAAGUGCUAGAGUGAAAUCGUGUCCCCUUUGAUGUCAGUGGCAGCCAGGAUUUCAGCUUUAGUAUCUAAUAUAGCACAAAUAAAGUAUUUAAUAGAGUUCUGGGGAUGAAGAUCUUAAAAUCACCUCGGUUUAAAUUAAACAGGUAAGGCUAGAGGCCUGGUCUUUUGAUCCGUAAAAGUCAGGUGGGGUCUUUUCAUUGAUUUCAAUGGACUAGGCCUUAAGAGAGUUAAUCUCGAACUCCUGUAAGGCCCAGAUUCGUUAAGGCCCCAAGCUGUGUAAAGCUCAAUUAAAGUUAUUGGUCCUAUUUUUGGAGUAAGGAACUACUCAAUCUGAGUAAGGGUCUCAGAACCUGUCCCUAAUCAGUAGGUAUCAGAGAUUCCUAUUCAACUCUUCUUAGUCAGACAUAACAUUCCCUCCUCAAUGGGAGCUUUCCUGAACCACUAUAGCCACCUGAACCACUAUAACUAAUCACAGCAGUUUUCCUUCAAUAGCUUACUGUAGUUGAGCCAUUAAAGGAGGGAGGGAGAUAUCAAGAGAAAAUAAAAUCUCAGUGUAAAAAUGCCAUUUUGAAAAGCUUUAUUAAUAUUUAUACCAACUAUUUACAAUAUACAGCUACAUUCUUUAACACCUUAACAAGGAUGUCCCAUAAUGCUGUAGUUAUCAGUGUUUAACAGAUAUUAUGCAAAGCUGUUUAAAAGCAUUUAAUGAGAUAUGGAGAGUGUUAAAAGCAAUGUGGGUGCAUGUUUAAUACAUGAAUGAAGGUUAUUUUCAAGCUCACUGUAAAUGCUGUAUAAAGUAAUAAAUAUUAAUAAAGUCUUUAUAAAUGGCACCUCCAUGGAAAAUAUCCAAUAAAAAUUGCUGAUUUAAAUGUCAGAUUCAGUGUUUUAGUUUUGUAGGAUUCAGUAAUUGUAAAAUGGUAUGUUGUUUGGGUGUAACUAUUUAUUUUAAUCUUUACAACCUGGCACAGAAGUUCUGAAAGAUUCACUCAGUGUGUGGCUCUAAUGCAAUCCCUGUUAGCAAGUUCAUUAUGUUCCAUUCUUUGAUAGGUUUGGGUGACAAGCCAUGUAGAGUGGCAAUAUGAUUUUGAAUUAAAUAUCUGUUCUACUUGCUGCUGCUAAGCUCCUUUCUAUGGGAAAGGAUGGACUACAAGCUUGCACUUGAAGCAACCUUUUCAUUUUUGCCAGAAAAGAAGCUAUUAUGUAAAAUAUGCUGUCUUUUCAAAGGUUGCCAGCUCCAUUCUGUGCUACACAGCUACACUAAUCAGUACCACUCUGUCACCUCUCGCCCCUCUGUGAUGGUCAGACUUUAAAUUCAAAAGACAUCAGUGGUGACAGUCACAGAAGAGCAUGCUCAUCUCUGUGUUAAGCUGACCACAAACAUUGCAGUUGUUCUGUGAUAACUAAUCAUAUCAAACGUGCUUCUGCAGUGGUCCUUAAUUUACUAUUUUCUCAGCAUGCUCUCCAUCCACACAAACCUAAUAGCACAGGUAUGGUAAGAUUGCCUUUUCUCCAAUCUUUUUUUGCCCUUUCUUUCUAGGUCACAGGUAGCCUGCAAGCCAAAACUGUCCCGUUGAGUUCUGCAGUGCAGCCAAUAGCAACCUCAGGUUGAAUAGGGAGAUUACAGGUGACAGCUCAGAGCUCUAUCUCGAGCCAACAGCAGGCUAAGUGGCAGCUACUGUACAUGUAUCAGAGGCCACGUCCAGACUACCCGCCGUAUCAGCGGGCUAAAAUC
Messenger RNA from Gopherus evgoodei (Goodes thornscrub tortoise), 9154 nucleotides. RefSeq names its product Rho GTPase activating protein 26 (gene ARHGAP26). NCBI's taxonomy places the organism in Eukaryota, Metazoa, Chordata, Testudines, Testudinidae. The transcript has 23 exons. The record is from RefSeq and is a predicted model, not a curated record. Gene Ontology annotation, cellular component: cytoplasm. Gene Ontology annotation, molecular function: protein binding; GTPase activator activity. Gene Ontology annotation, biological process: signal transduction. The coding region runs from base 1 to 2286 and encodes 761 amino acids.